ACUGGAAGCGGGGCCGCCGAGGACAGCCGAUAACACCGAUGAAUGUUUUUGCCCCGGGUAGUAAAUGAUGUAAAGAUUACAAAGUGCCCUGUCAGUAGCUCUCGGCUGCCGGGCGAGAGACGCGGUGCGGUAAAUUGAGGACGGUUCCUCUAUAUAAGGGUCACGAGGAGAGACGUUUCACACGAGCUCCAGCCUGCUGUGUCCCGCAGCUCUUCUCCGCACGCGCUGCAGAGAUGUUCGGCGUCCCGAGGAUGAAGCCCCUCGCCGUUUUCCUGACUCUCCUGGCGAGCUCCCUGGCUGUGCCCAAAGACCUUACAGGUCGAAUGUUCGUCUUCCCGGUGCUGUCCGACACGGCUCACGCCCGACUCGUUCCUGCCGUCGAUAAGAUCCUGUACAACAUCACUGUCUGUCUGCGGUUCUUCUCUGACGAGAGCAAGGAGCAGUCCCUCUUUUCGCUGGCUACCCCAACAGAACAUCACGGCUUAUACCUGUACCAGGUUGCUGACGGAGGUUACCACCUCUACGUCUGGGGUCAGCUCGCCACCUUCCCAGCAUUGCCAUAUGAGCGGAACCAGUGGAACUCCAUCUGUGCCACCUGGGAUUCCUCUGCAGGUCUGACGCAGCUGUGGGUCAACGGCGUGGCCAGUCCCAAGAAAGCCCUCCGUGCUGGUGAGUCCAUAGCUGGAACCCCUAUCGUUGUCCUGGGGCAAGACCAGGACUCCUAUGGUGGGACUUUCAAUACUGCUGAUGCCUUUGUGGGACACAUCACAGACGUCCACAUGUGGGACUACAGGCUCUCGCCCUGUGAAAUCCAGAGCUAUACUGGCAACCUGCUCUUCAUGCCAGGAAACUACCUCAACUGGCAGGCGCUGGAGUUCACCAGGCAUGGCUACGUUGUUGUGGAACACAGAGACAGAGCGAAUGGAAUCUAGCGGCAAAGUGGCCAUGGAAGUGUGUCAAAUCUGAGAUUGUCACAUUUGGGUUCCCAACUUUGAAAUCUAGAAUUCCAAAAUUGUUCUACAUUCUACAUUUGGAUCAGUGCCGGUGUGAGAAUCGCCG
This is a messenger RNA of Scleropages formosus (Asian bonytongue), 1059 nucleotides long. RefSeq names its product serum amyloid P-component-like. The record is from RefSeq and is a predicted model, not a curated record. NCBI's taxonomy places the organism in Eukaryota, Metazoa, Chordata, Actinopteri, Osteoglossiformes, Osteoglossidae. The transcript is spliced from 2 exons. Bases 234 to 932 code for a protein of 232 amino acids.